AUGGUCCGCGAGAGGGCGCCCAAGCCAGCAAAGCAAGAGUGGACAGACACAGAGAACCAUGGAAGACGAACAGGCAUACCCGUGCCCAAGCAUGUACCCCGGGACAGUCAUGGCUUCGAAGAUGUGUCUGCUUUCUUCAAUGCCAUGGUACCAGACGAUCACGAGACUGGUCUGCCACCCGUAGUCAAGUCGGUAGAAACUGCAAGGUCAAAUCGGGCUCCUUUGGCAGAUGUCACUGUCGAGUCAAACAACUUGCAUGUGCGAGGAUCUUUCGUGCCAAAGUAUGUCGACUAUACAGCGCCGACAAAGGGAACGAGUGCAAGUGUGAUGGCACCCGCGAGGGAGAAGCGAGCGCCCAGGCCAGAUCUGUACGAUACCCAAGGCGGCAUGAUCGGCCCAAAGACGGGUCGCUACUUUCCUCGCGUGUCUGUAGAUUCUCAAGGGUUCGAAGAUGUGGACAAGUUCUUCGACCAGUCUGGCAUCCUCCCGCCAUCACAGGCACCUUUUGUGCAUGUCUACCCCCAGCCUAAACCGCCGCCGCCGCCCACUGCAACGGAGAGCACACUUGGCAAACGAGAUCGAGGAGAUAGACCUAUCCUGUUUCCCGAGGGCCAACAUGAGCUAUAUGGACAGGUCGGCAGGAGGACAGGCAAGGUUAUGCGGCGCGUUUCUGUCGAUUCGAACGGAUUUGAGGAUGUUUCAAAGUUCUUUGAGGCUAAUGUGACGACGGCUUCUACCAAAUUUGUCGAUUUCAAGACGGGCAAGCUCAUCACUGCCGGAGAACGCGAUGCCAAGCGAAGACCACAACAAUCAGCUGCCUUUGUUGCGGCUGAUGUAUCGACAUUACUUGAUGACUCGGUCGAACAGCUCUUUGACGACGAUGGGCCGAGUGAAUCUGGUUCCAGGCGCGGGUCCCUCCUUGACGACAGACCGAGUAUAGACCAGUAUGCCAUAGACGAUAACGAAUACGGUCAGGGAGGCUACAGCGACGCGCAACAACGGUCCACAAGUCCUAGCUCGUCCGACGAUGACGUGACCAUCUCUCGCAAGAUCAGCAGGAGUCAAUCACCAGCUGAGCGACGUCACUAUUCUUCCUCUGCUUCGCCAUCUCCCUCGCCUCCUCGCAAGCAGUUUGUACUACCUUCCAAACGGAGAGCAAUCCUUCCGGCGCCUGAUCUGUCGAUCGUACAAGAAGAAUCAGAACCUGAGCAAGGCGACGAGACGUUCAUUGCGACGCUUCGGAAAGAACGAGCGAGCAGUGCACCCCUCCAGACAACAACCCGCUCGGGCAGAAACUCUGUACGACCUGGCAAGUGGUGGGCGGGCGAUAGAUCCGAAUACAAACGGGGCGACUCUCAAGGUCUCGUCCUGUCCAAUGUCGUGCGAAAGCCAGACGAUGAGCCUGCGAGACCCAAACGUAGAGCCCUCACUGCCGCGCCUUCACAGCGAUCUGUGGAAUCAGAACCAACGCCGACGGGUAUUGGACGGUUCGACGGCUGGGACGACGACACAUCGAGCACAGUCGAGGUGCUCGAUCGCUCUGGUAAUGUGGUGACGGAAACACUUGUCUGCACCAGCAGUAUGCGAGAUCUUCGGCCGAUCAGGGAUGGCAAGAUACGGAUCGAGCCACUCUUUGACUUUGCGAGCACAAGCGGGGCUCUUGUCUUGACGAUCCCGCCCACCGCGUCCAGGAAGAAUCGCAUGACAGUCGAUAACAGGUACUUCUUCUAUGUCACCGUCGGAUGCCUGCGCGUCACAAUCCACAACAAGAGCAUGACCGUCUCUGAAGCAGGAUUGUUCGUCGUGCCUCCCAACAAUGUCUACAGUAUCGAGAACACCUGCGACGUUGAAGCGAAGCUGAUGUGCGUGCAAGUUCGCGAAGACGCAGAGCCUGUUCGAGCCAAAAUGUUCGAAGAGCCUACUGCUGGGCCGAGCAGGCUGCCCAUCGAGUUCCAGAUCGUCAUACUAUCCGGGCCUGGAAACGAUCUCUAUCCGCUCGUCGAUCCCGACAACGCCCAUUCGCUACCAAAGUGCUUGCUACCUGUCGCCAACCGACCAUUGCUCGAAGGUCCUCUUGAGCUGGCCGAAGAGGCAGGCUUCUACGAUGUGAUUGUUCUGGCACCCCAAGCUCAACAAGCGCAACUAAGCUCUUACUUGCGCUCGAGGCGGAGUCAUGCAGACACGAGCUCGACGAAGCUCAGAAUAGACUUGCAUUGCUUCCCUGAUGGAUCGAAUGAUGAAGAGCAACAUGAGGAGCUAGAGACGGCAGGUGUGCUCGCAUGGGCGACUCGACAGCACCUCAUAAAGACGGACUUUCUUGUGCUUCCUUGCGAUCUCAGACUUGCUCCUGACAGCGGGCUAGCACCUUCGCUGGGCUCGCUAGUCGACCGACAUCGCGUGGACGACAAUUAUAUCACGACUUUGUACUACGAACGUAGAGCGGGCGGCGAAGAGAGGCUCAAGGAUGGAUUACCGCCCGUUUUAGUCACUCUGGACCCCGCAACAUCUACCUUGCUCGACCAGAAGGAGCUGGCCGACUUUGACGAAGAGAUUGUCAUCCGCGCGUCGUUGCUGAAAAGGUUCCCAUCGCCGCUCUAUCUGACUACCCUCGCCACGACGCAUAUCUACAUCUGCUCGAAGCGCGUUCUUGAGAUCCUGCCCGACUUCCCGGCCAGGUCUAGCUUUCGCGACGAUGUCGUGCCUUGGAUCUGCAAAGCGCAAUGGCAGCCGAAACUGGCAGGCAAAGCAGGCAUUGGCAAUGCGCUCACGACACCGAAGGAUCUGACAAAUGGAGGGCUCGCUCGCUCGUCUACCCUCCCACCGCCUGGUCACAUUCCGUUGCGAACAGAGGCCGCGCCCGAGAAGCCUCGUCAGCCUAUACGGCCACCUGUGUCACGGCUUCAUUCAGUCUAUGCCGCUCAACGCCACACUUCAGCUUUACACCGUCAGCCAAUGGAACAAGAUACGCCCGACAUCACUCGUGCGCCUUCGCUCGAGUCCACGCCAGCAAUGACGAAGCAGAACAAGGUAGCCAUCUACGUAUGGCGUAAAUCGCAUGGGUUCUGCAUCCGAGGCAAUACUGUAAAGAGCUACAUCGAGCUCAAUCGGUAUGCGCUCAGGUCGCCCUCGACGCAUGCAGCAGGUCAUCAAGGCGCUUCGAGUACUGUCUCGGCAGACUCGCUCGUUGCGCAGAACACGACGAUGGGCGAAAAGUCAAUGGUCAGACGGAGCAUUGUCGGAAAGCUAUGCACGCUCUCGUCUGGCUGCAAAGUCCUCAAUUCUGUCUUGAUGGAUUCAGUCGUAGUAGGAGAGAACGUCAAAUUGGAGAAUUGCGUGGUGGGCAAAGGUGCAAGGAUUGGCGAUCGCAGCGUGCUGAAAGAUUGUCAAGUGGGCGCCAUGCACGAGAUAGCGCCCGAGACAGAAGCGACGGGGGACCAAAUGGUCGCUGAGACAGAAGUCUAGUAUGCAUUGCAUUUCAGACUUUGAUGUUUGCUCCACCUGACUUGAUGAGCUGAAGGAAAGUAUCUUUCGACAGAUUUGCAAGAGCAUCUUCUCUACCCCUACUGCCGAGCAGGUUCGCUCUACGGUGAUCUGUGUCGAUCGCAGGCGUGGCUGUUGCAGCUGUGGCUGCGAUGC
Molecule: messenger RNA, 3636 nt
Organism: Mixia osmundae IAM 14324
Lineage: Eukaryota; Fungi; Basidiomycota; Mixiomycetes; Mixiales; Mixiaceae
Exons: 10
Coding region: 1-3462 (1153 amino acids)
Biological process (GO): cytoplasmic translational initiation
Cellular component (GO): eukaryotic translation initiation factor 2B complex; guanyl-nucleotide exchange factor complex
Molecular function (GO): guanyl-nucleotide exchange factor activity; translation initiation factor activity
Source: RefSeq, a predicted model, not a curated record